CUGGGCCUAUGUCUUGAGCUCUUCCUGUCCAAGGGUUCCCAGCAUAGUCACUGAUCAACCUUCGAUGGCAGGAAAGGCUCCAAAUGAGACAGACACCAGUACCUUUGAGGUGCCCUCUCGCUCCAGCUCACCAACCCCACACCACAGACCAGGUCAUAGAAGAGCCCACCGCCAUCACAAGUCCCAUCACCGUGGUGUGGCCCAUCAUCAUGGUGAAUCUCACCACCAUGGCGAGUUCCAAGGCUCCCCUGACAAUGCCUUCUCCCGCCACUCCCCCGACCCCUCCACAUCCUUUGACCCGACUGCGUCUCAUAGCACCGUCCCCUCCCACCACACCUAUGAUAAGGUACCCCUUCAUGAGGAGCACCACCACGGCAGCAGGAGACAUCAUGGUAGGCCCCACCACUUUAGUGACUCCUACCACCAGAAGGGGCUCCACCACCCCGGUGAGUUUCGCCAUCAUGGCGGGUUCCAUCACGAAGGCGAGCCUUCCCACUCUAAAGAGUACUACCAAGACAGUGAGUACUCUGAGCGAAGUGGGCCCCAUCACUCUGAUGCUUACGACCACAGCAAGCACCAUCAUCAUCCAUCCCACCACCACAGAAGGUCUCUUCAUCCUGGAGAGAGCUCUUCCCACUAUGGCCUAUCUCACUACCCCAGUGAGCGCCACCACGGCCGCCACAGUGAGCACCACCACGGCCACCAUCGCCAUCGUGGUGAGCACCACCACAGAGAGCACCACCAUGGGGACUACCCUCGUGUCACCUCCAGAGACUUACACACAGCCCACAGCAUGGCCAGAGCCAGCUCAGUCUUUCAACCCAGCCUGGCACACAAGCAGAGCAUGGCCAUUAGCUUGAUGCGUUCCCACAGUACCGUUCACUCACAUGCCUCCAAGAGCUCCAGCAAAGUCCAUCCUCUGGAAUACUUCUCUAAAACCUCAGAAAGCUGGCCUGAAGAUGAGCAAGAUCCCAACAAAACCAGCAAAACCUCGCGGAUACACAAGAAGGCACACGGUGGGAACUUCUGCAGUAAGUUGUGCGGAAAUUGUUGCCCCCUCUUUCACGGCCUCCGGAAGAUGCUCAGUGUCCUGACGCAGUCCCUGAUCUUUGACGCCUUCAUCUUCAUCGUUGUCUGCCUCAACAUCAUCAUGCUUGUGGCCCAGACCUUCGCUAACGUUGAGAUCCGGGGCGAGUGGUACUUCAUGGUCUUCGACUGCAUCUUCCUCUCCAUCUACGUGGUGGAAGCUUUGCUCAAGAUCAUUACUAUGGGCCUCGACUAUUUUUAUGAUUCCUGGAACAUUCUGGACUUCUUCAUCAUGGCCAUGGCUGCGCUGGAGUUCACGCUCGUGCAGUUCAACUCCCGCUCCUUGAAGCGCACCGUCUACAACCCAAACUUCUUCCGGAUCUUCAAGGUCUUCAAGAGCCUGCGGGCCCUGAGGGCCGUUCGGGUCCUGCGGAGGCUCAGCUUCCUGACCAGCCUCCAGGAAGUGACCGGGACCCUGGUACGGUCCAUGCCAUCCAUCACGGCCAUCCUCGUCCUCAUGUUUACCUGCCUCUUCCUCUUCUCGGUCGUGCUCCGGGGACUGUUCCGCCAAUCUGACCCCAAUCGUUUCCAGAACAUCUUCACCACCAUCUUCACCCUCUUCACCUUGCUGACUCUGGACGACUGGUCCCAAAUCUACGUGGACAGCCGGGCCAACGGCGCCUGGUACAUCAUCCCCAUUCUCAUGAUUUACAUCGUCAUCCAGUACUUCAUCUUCCUCAACCUGGUGAUUGCUGUCCUGGUGGAUAACUUCCAGAUGGCCCUGCUCCGGGGCCUGGAGAAAGUGAAGCUGGAGAGGGCCGCCCAGAUCCAGGAGAAGCUGCUGGCCGAAUCGCUGACGAUGCUCAGCGAGGAAGAGCCUAGAGAGGUGAUGAGUGAACACACUAAACAGAAGCUCCUCAUCGAGAAGAAAUUUGGGACCAUGACUACGAAGCAACAGGAGCUCCUGUUCCAUUUCCUGCAACUCUCCACGGGGGUGGAGCAUUACCAGCAGAAGUUCCGUUCCCAGGCAUCCGUCAUUGAUGAGAUCGUGGACACUGCGUUUGAGGCUGGCGAAGAGGACUUCAGGAAGUGAUCCCGGGACAGGGACAGUGGACACAGACUUCAGCCUCCGGCGAGCUGCCCCCUGGGGUGGGCUGGGACAAGUCCCAGACCUGCUGGAAUGAUUGUCGAGGCCUGAGAGCUGGACCCCAACAGAGUUUUAAAACCCCA
Messenger RNA from Eptesicus fuscus (big brown bat), 2256 nucleotides. RefSeq names its product cation channel sperm associated 1 (gene CATSPER1). NCBI's taxonomy places the organism in Eukaryota, Metazoa, Chordata, Mammalia, Chiroptera, Vespertilionidae. Gene Ontology annotation, biological process: spermatogenesis; calcium ion transport; regulation of cilium beat frequency involved in ciliary motility. Gene Ontology annotation, molecular function: voltage-gated calcium channel activity; calcium-activated cation channel activity. The coding region runs from base 65 to 2119 and encodes 684 amino acids. The transcript is spliced from 12 exons. The record is from RefSeq and is a predicted model, not a curated record. Gene Ontology annotation, cellular component: CatSper complex; membrane.